Trichoplax adhaerens is the source of this 2967-nucleotide messenger RNA. RefSeq lists its product as uncharacterized. The record is from RefSeq and is a predicted model, not a curated record. The transcript has 9 exons. Lineage: Eukaryota; Metazoa; Placozoa; Uniplacotomia; Trichoplacea; Trichoplacidae. The coding region runs from base 1 to 2967 and encodes 988 amino acids.
AUGGCUGCUCCGACCAGCUUUUGGCGAGCAUCUUACUACGCCAGUGAUGAUAGUAGUGAAGAUGAACUACAGAAAUCUUUUGGUGCACAAGCCAGUCGAGAGAGUUUGCAGUUAGGAUUACUAUUUCAAGGGAAAGAUCUGUAUCAUGAAAUUGAUGAAGUUUACCGUCUCUACCAGCAAGGAUUGCUGACUAUUGACGAAUUGAAGCUAGUUUAUCUGGAAUUAAAAUCAAAGUAUGAAAAUUUUGUACUCGAUUAUUCGCAGAAUAAGCAGUACCAUAUUCAGGCAAGAUUUAUCCAUGAUGUAGCAACUCCUAUUACAUCUGAAGAUACUGAUGUCGAUAUCGAGGUUGCUGAAUUAAAGCAGAAGUUGGUACACAUCUUUACUGAGAUUGAUAGAUCACAAACCUUAGCAGAUAGGCGAACUAAUCAUGACGAUGAUAAUGAUGAUAAUUAUUCAGUAGAACUAAGCUCUCAUGAUAGUUCUGAAGGUAGUGAAUACGAAGAGAAGAUUCAACAAGCAAUUAAAGCUUUAAGUGAUGACUCGUCAGGAAUAUCCGAAGAAAUACCUACUAGUAAAGAUGAUGAAGAAACUAGCCGUAUUAAACAGUCCAGUGAUCACGACAUGAAUGCUGAAAAUAACCAAAAUCAGGAUUAUCAAACUAAUAGCUAUGAGAGAGAAUCUCCUCUUAAUAAUCAACAAAUUACAUCUGCCGAUGAAGAUAGAAAAUAUGGAAGCUCUGAGCAAUCAAUUCAAUCUGAUAAAACAGUAAAACCUUUUGACCAGCAAAGCAUGAGUAAAGACACUGAAUCUCAGGAGCAUCAAGUAAUCAAAUAUCGUGAUUCUACGCUAAUUAACUGCCAAACAGACGAAGAAAAUAAUGCUAGUUCUCAAAAUGAUAUAAAGUCGAAUACAUCCACGCAAAAAUUAGAGGCAAAUUCACCAGAAUCUGCUACUGAGGAAAGUUUCAAGAAUGAAGACGAAAAUAAAGAUCCUGUACCUGCAGUAAUACAUGAAGUAGAGAGUCAGACAGAUCAAAAUUCGCAAAUUAAUGCCGAUACUAUAGCAUUAGAGAUAAAAGAAAGAAAUGAGUCUGUUUCCUCUUCUAAAUCUGAAGAUGUAACCACUUUGCAUGAUGGAAGUGCCAGUAUACCGGGAACUUUAGGCCAAGCAAGUAACGUGGUAGAUGAUGAUCAAAAUCGAUACACAAAGUUACCUAUUCCUUCUCCUUCAUCACCCUCCGAUGACGCUCAUAACCUUAAUAUCAGUGUAGUUCAACAUUCUUUACAAAGUGACAGAAAUGGUCUGGUAAUUGAUGACCACGGGUAUGAAGACGACCAUGUUGAUAUUCAAUCCGUCCAUAUUAAUAAUGAUGAUGAUAAUAUUGCAUUCUAUCGAAAAGUAAAAGACCGUUGGUCUGAUAUUUCGUUAGACGAUAGCAGCAUUAUUACGGAUAUUGUGUGGAAUGCUACUGAUGGCAUCAGUAAUCCGAAUGAUCUGAUUCAAAUAAAUAAUCAAGCUGAAGAUAAUGAAGUAGUAGAUCAGUCUGUACUGCGACAGGAAAUGCGUUAUUUACGCGAUGAUUUAAGAUUAAACGAUGAUUUUACUCAUGAUAUAGAAAAUAAUCAUCACAGAAUGAAAUCGCUUAACAGUAAUUUGAUAUCAAUGGAGAAGGAGCGAACAAAUAGGUUUGAAUUAAGUGAUGGCGAUCAAUAUCAUUUUAACUACCAAGAAGUUCGUCAGCCAUAUGCUCGAAGACCGCUUGACUCGACUGAAGUUAUGAUUGAUGAUAGAAGUAUUACAAAGGAGAAUCGCGAGAGCAAGUUAUUAAGCGACCAAUAUAUUACUAGCUACAAAUAUCAUCGUAAUGAUGAUCCUAGCUUUCUAGAUUCGAUAGAUUUAGCAUCAGAAGAUGUUGAUCAAGCGGAAUUAAUGAGCGAGCACUUACCUGAUUUCUCUGAUCCAGCAUUAUUAGCGAGAGAUAUUAUAGCUAGACAGAUGGAUGGUAGUAAUAUUGAAAUUGGCUAUGAUAGCUUUUCGAAACCCAAUGAUAAUCAUAAGAUUUUAGCAGAAAGUAGUUACUUGCUAGAUGUUUCUAAUAGACCAUCCCCUCCUUCAAAUUUCCCACAUCGUAAUGCAGAUAUCACCAAGAGUCAUGAGUACGGUGAUGAAAUCCAUUAUAAUCUAUUGGAAAAUGAAAAGAUCGCGAAAGAUCAGGAUAUAGAAUCUAUUAAUGCAGAUAUUGGAAAUAGACGGAAUCUCGCAAACUAUCAUAUCGAUGAGAAUAACAAUUUUAAUGAAUCACAGACAAUUAACAAAAAUCGUAAUGGAGUCGAUCAACGGAAUGAAGAAAAAUAUCAAUAUUCUCGUUCAAGCUCUUCUAACUUUUAUCGAUCUGAUCCUUCAGUUUCAUCUUCUAUCAAUGAAUCAACUAGCCUGUCCGAUGAUGUAAAUACAGUUAGCUCUUCCAACAACAAUUUAUAUGCUAGUAAUUAUAGAAGCCAAGACAAGUCAUUGUGGCGUUCAAGUCCUCUUUUAAAUAUAAAAACAAAGUAUAUUAAUGAUUUAAUUGAAGAAUUGUACCUUAGCGAUUAUAGCGAUUCCGAUGAUGAUUAUUAUCGUUGGAGCCAUCGAAGAAGUAAAAAACAUGCAAAAUCUUGGCAACAUCGAUCAAGAAAUAAACAUUCUCGUCAUUCCUCUAACUCAACUGAUCAUAAAUUAAUGCUUGAUAAUGAUUAUAAUUAUAGCACAUCAAAGGAUGCAUUAGACGAUGACAAUCCUAUUCAUCAUCUAGAUUAUAGUCAUAAACAUGAAUUGGAUGAAUACAAUUAUACCUUAGAUCGGGGCGAGCUAUCACAAGAUCAUCAAGUUGCUAAAUUAACAUCAAGUUCAUCCCGCCUUGAAAGAGAAAUUGCUAGCUUAAAAUUAGAUAUCGAAGAGAUGAAAAGAAAUCUAUUUUGGAGUUAA